This is a messenger RNA of Perognathus longimembris pacificus (Pacific pocket mouse), 2456 nucleotides long. RefSeq names its product ADAM metallopeptidase domain 33 (gene Adam33). The transcript is spliced from 22 exons. Bases 19 to 2382 code for a protein of 787 amino acids. The record is from RefSeq and is a predicted model, not a curated record. Gene Ontology annotation, biological process: proteolysis. Gene Ontology annotation, molecular function: metalloendopeptidase activity. NCBI's taxonomy places the organism in Eukaryota, Metazoa, Chordata, Mammalia, Rodentia, Heteromyidae.
GCCCGGGAGCUCCCAGCUAUGGGCCGGGGGUCCCGAAGAUCUGGGGGUUCGCCAGUGCUGCUGCUGCUGCUGCUGCUUCCCCCGUGGCUAGGGCCGCGCGCCCGGGCGCUUCCAGGAAAUGCCCCUGGAGAGCCAGUCACCCCUUACUGGGCUCUGGAUGGUCCCCUCUGGCGUGCAGUCACCCUGCAGGAGCCGAUCUUGACGCUAGAUGGGGGGCUGUUGGUCUUGGAGGCUGAAGGCCAGGAGCUCCUGCUUGAACUGGAGAAGAACCACAGGUUGCUGGCCCCAGGGUACACAGAAACUCACUACAGCCCAGAUGGGCAGCCCGUGGUGCUGGUCCCCAACCAUAUGGAUCAUUGCCACUACUCUGGGAGAGUGAAGGGCUUCCCGGACUCCUGGGUGGGCCUUAGUGCCUGCUCUGGGAUGAGUGGCCUGAUCGUGCUCAGCAGCAAUACCAGCUAUUAUCUGCAUCCCUGGCCACCAGGGGACUACAAGGAUUCCUCAACUCAUAGGAUCUUCCGGACAGAGAAGCUGUUCACCUGGAAAGGGGCCUGCAGCUUCAGGGACAAUCAGGGCAGGACCAGCCUUCCUCAAGCUCACCAUAAUAGGGAGAGGCGAGAGGUGCAACGCGGGAGCACCAAGUACCUGGAGCUGUACCUGGUAGCUGACCACACCAUGUUCUUGAUCCAGCACCGAAACUUGAACCACACCAAACAGCGUCUCCUAGAGGUUGCCAACUACGUGGAUCAGAUGCUCAGGACACUAGACAUUCAGGUGGUGCUGACCGGCCUGGAAGUGUGGACAGAGCGGGACUACAGCCAAAUCUCACCGGACGCCAACGCCACGCUCUGGGCCUUCCUGCAGUGGCGACAGCAGCUGUGGGCGCGGAGGCCACACGAUUCGGCGCAGCUGCUCACGGGUCGUACUUUUCGGGGCACCACCGUAGGCCUGGCGCCCAUCGAGGGCAUGUGCCGGGCGGAGAGCUCCGGAGGCGUGAGUAUGGACCACUCGGAGCUCCCAAUCGGCGCGGCUGCCACCGUGGCCCAUGAGAUCGGCCACAGCCUCGGCCUCAGCCACGACCCCGACGGCUGCUGCAUGGAGGCCACAGCAGAACAGGGCGGUUGCAUCAUGGCGGCGGCCACCGGGCGUCCUUUCCCGCGAGUGUUCAGCGCCUGCAGCCGCCGCCAACUGCGCGCCUUCCUCCGCAAGGGGGGCGGUGCGUGCCUCUCCAACGCCCCGGGCCCCGGGCUCCCCGCGCCUCCGGCCCGCUGCGGAAACGGCUUCGUGGAGCCGGGUGAAGAGUGUGACUGCGGCCCGGAUCAGAGGUGCCCGGACGCCUGCUGCUUCGCCCACAACUGCUCGCUGCGCGCAGGGGCGCGGUGCGCUCACGGGCACUGCUGCGCGCGCUGCCGGCUGAAGCCGCCAGGCGCGAUGUGUCGCCGGGCUGUGGGGGACUGUGACCUCCCCGAAUUCUGCACUGGCGCCUCUCCUCAUUGUCCCCCGGACGUUUUCUUACUGGACGGCUCGCCCUGCGCCGGGGGCCGCGGCUACUGCCGGGAUGGAGCGUGUCCCACGCUGGAGCAGCAGUGUCAGCGGCUUUGGGGUCCCGCCUCGCGUCCAGCACCACAGGCCUGUUUCCAAGUAAACUCCGCGGGAGACACGCGUGGGAACUGUGGCCAGGACGGUGUGGGUGGCUUCCUGCCUUGUGCACCGAGAGAUGUCCAGUGUGGGAAACUGCAGUGCCAGGGUGGGGAGCUCAGCCCACUCGAGCCACACAUGGUGCCCGUGGACGCUUGGGUUCACCUAGAGGGCAGGGAGGUGCCUUGCCGGGGAGCGCUCACACUCGCUGAUGCACCACUGGACCUGCUUGACUUAGGCCUGGUAGAGCCUGGCACCCAAUGUGGACCCAGCAUGAUGUGCCAGGACGGGCGCUGCCAGAACGCUACUUCCCUGGAGCUGGAGCGCUGCCUGAGUGCCUGCCACAACCGCGGAGUUUGCAAUAGCAACCAUAACUGCCACUGUGCUCAAGGCUGGGCACCUCCCUUUUGUGACAAGCCAGGCUUUGGUGGCAGUGUGGACAGUGGCCCGGAGUACCCUGAAACUCAUGAUGCCUUCCUGCUGGCCAUACUCCUCAGCUUCCUGCUGCCUCUGCUCCCUGGGGUUGGGCUAGCCUGGUGCUGCUACAGGCUCCCGGGACUUCGGUGCCAGCCACGUACCUGGGGCUGCAGGAGGAAGCCCGUGAGCAGCCGGUCCAACAAUGGCCCAGGCAGGGAGUCCCUCCCAGGUGGAGUUCACACCAUAGAGCUGGGCCUGGCAGCAAGCAGCUGGAGAGCCCCAGCCCUGGAUCCCAAGAAUACUGCCAGAGCCCAGCAGCCACCCUGAGAAGCCUGGGCCAUGAAGCCCUGCCCCCCAGCAGGUCAAGCCCAGAAGCCAAAAUUCUGUCUGUGGAAACAAGU